CUGCACAGAUUUUUGUAAUGUGUACGAUCACUCUGAUUGGCUAUCAAGAGGGGUUAUCAACGCACGAGCUCUGCUUUGCUUGGAGUCUUUGUGUUAUACUUGUGUAUUAGGUGUUGUUUUGUUUCCUAUUGUAUUUAAGGUAUUUAUUUAGUUGUUUUUUUUUAAAGCCACCAACAUGUCUAUCCUAAACGCGCUAAGGAGUGAUUCGUAUGUUGAUAUCAGCCAGUACAGAGACCAGCAUUUUAAGGGAAAUAGGUAUGAACAAGAGAAACUCCUGAAACUGAGCUGCUCGCUCUAUGUGGGAAAUCUGUCCUUUUAUACAACAGAAGAACAAGUUUAUGAACUCUUCUCCAAAAGUGGUGAUGUGAAACGAAUUGUCAUGGGUCUGGAUAAAGUCAAGAAGACUGCGUGUGGAUUCUGUUUUGUGGAAUACUAUACUCGUGCUGAUUCAGAGCAUGCUAUGAGGUUCGUUAAUGGCACAAGGUUGGAUGAUCGCAUAAUCAGGACAGACUGGGAUGCUGGCUUCAAAGAAGGCAGACAGUAUGGCCGCGGCAAAUCUGGUGGACAGGUUAGAGAUGAAUACAGACAAGAUUAUGAUCCUGCCAGAGGUGGAUAUGGAAAGAUCAUAAAGAAAUAAUUCAAGAGGAAAUGCUAUUUUUGUUUUAAUAAAUUUGUAUUGUAUAGGCACUAUUUUAGUUUAGUUAAAAGGUUGACUUUUUUUUUUAAACAGUUGAGCACCAUCCUACAAAGGUGCUGAUGAAGUAUUCCUUUUUGUUUCAGUACAUUUUGAAAUAAACUUGAUCUUGACUUGGUUCAUGGAAGAGGCCACAACAAACAUACAAUGUUACUAUUACAUUUUUUUCAGUAAUAAAAAGGAUGCAAGAUUUUGCUUGUCUUGGUAAAUGGGGCUUGCCAAAGUAUUGGCUGCUUAUUCUGGAACAUCACUAACUGUAGAAAACAAAUACACCACAUACCUUUUAUUUUUGUUUUAACAGCCAGUAUUAUAAUUUGUAAAACUGCAAACAGAAAAAAAACUUGCAUCCAGAAAUAUUUGUAUUCAAAAGAAACAAGUCUAAAUAAAUAAAUACAACACUCUGUCACAACAA
Messenger RNA from Acipenser ruthenus (sterlet), 1106 nucleotides. RefSeq names its product nuclear cap-binding protein subunit 2-like. Lineage: Eukaryota; Metazoa; Chordata; Actinopteri; Acipenseriformes; Acipenseridae. The record is from RefSeq and is a predicted model, not a curated record. Gene Ontology annotation, biological process: mRNA cis splicing, via spliceosome. The transcript is spliced from 4 exons. Bases 176 to 637 code for a protein of 153 amino acids. Gene Ontology annotation, molecular function: RNA cap binding. Gene Ontology annotation, cellular component: nuclear cap binding complex.